Messenger RNA from Rhineura floridana, 1684 nucleotides. It is a transcript of the gene HM13, whose product is annotated as histocompatibility minor 13. Gene Ontology annotation, biological process: membrane protein proteolysis. Gene Ontology annotation, cellular component: lumenal side of endoplasmic reticulum membrane; cytoplasmic side of endoplasmic reticulum membrane; membrane. The record is from RefSeq and is a predicted model, not a curated record. NCBI's taxonomy places the organism in Eukaryota, Metazoa, Chordata, Lepidosauria, Squamata, Rhineuridae. Gene Ontology annotation, molecular function: aspartic endopeptidase activity, intramembrane cleaving. Bases 88 to 1236 code for a protein of 382 amino acids. The transcript is spliced from 12 exons.
CCGGCUCUUAAGGGAACGUGUCCCUGGGUGGUGGUGAGGCUGAGUCUGCCCGGCCGGAAGUGCGGACUGCGUUGGGGACUGGAGGCAAUGGAGCAGGCCGAGGCGCACAACGGUAGCGGGGCCGGGGAAGCCCCCUCGGCCGGGGCGCGGCCCCCUGCCACCCCCGAGGGCAUGGCGCUGGCCUACGGCAGCCUGGUGCUCAUGGCCCUCCUGCCCAUCUUCUUCGGGGCGCUGCGCUCCGUCACUUGCGCGAAAGGGAAGAAUGCUUCAGAUAUGCCAGAAACCAUUACUAGUCGAGAUGCUGCCCGCUUUCCUAUCGUUGCUAGCUGCACCCUCUUAGGCCUCUAUCUCUUCUUCAAAAUAUUUUCUCAAGAAUACAUCAACCUAUUGCUCUCCAUGUACUUCUUUGUCCUUGGUAUCCUUGCCCUCUCCCACACCAUCAGCCCUGUGAUGAACAAAUUAUUCCCAGCCAAUUUUCCCAACAAACAGUACCAGCUCCUCUUCACUCAGGGCUCUGGGGAAACUAAGGAAGAAGCUGCUAGCGGUGAAAACAGCCUGGUGGCUUUUGUUGCAGAGAUCGUGAACUACGAAUUCGACACCAAGGACCUUGUGUGCCUGGCCAUGAGCAGCGUUGUUGGCAUCUGGUACCUGUUGAGGAAGCACUGGAUUGCCAACAACCUCUUUGGACUGGCCUUCUCUCUCAACGGGGUGGAGCUGCUGCACUUGAACAACGUCAGCACUGGCUGCAUCCUGCUCGGGGGCCUCUUCGUCUACGACGUCUUCUGGGUCUUUGGCACCAACGUUAUGGUGACUGUUGCAAAGUCAUUCGAGGCACCCAUCAAACUGGUUUUCCCCCAAGAUCUGCUAGAGAAAGGCUUGGAGGCCGACAACUUUGCCAUGCUGGGCCUGGGCGACAUUGUCAUCCCAGGGAUCUUCAUUGCUCUGCUGUUGCGCUUUGACAUCAGCCUCAAGAAGAACACGCACACGUACUUCUACGCCAGUUUUGUGGCUUACAUCUUUGGGCUGGGCCUCACCAUCUUCAUCAUGCACAUCUUCAAACAUGCCCAGCCGGCUCUGCUGUACCUGGUCCCGGCCUGCAUUGGCUUUCCUCUCCUGGUGGCUCUGGUGAAGGGAGAAGUGACGGAGAUGUUCAGCUACGAGGAGAAUUCUGCCCCCAAGGAGCUGCUAGAGGAUGCCAAAGAAGGGAAGACAGUGAUGGGGAAAAAGGACCAGUGAGGUUGGGGCGCUCAGCCGGGCUGGGGUUUGUCUGCUUUCCACCACCCCCUCCCCAUCGCAAGUGAACUUUCAUGUUUUAAAAAAGGCAAACUGGAUCGUGUACCGGGCAUGUGUAUUUGUACCUGUGCAUUUGUCUGAAGGCGGGUGGGGUGGGGUGGGGUGGAGGGGUGGGAGGCAGGGGGUGCGUCUUGACCGUACAUCUGCCUGCCUACCUGAAGUUCCUCCUGUUUCCCUGGGGAGGGGGAGGAGGAGGAGGAUGGGGGCAAGGCAGUUCCACCCUCUCCUCACCAGCCUUUUGACAGCUGCUCCCCUUAUUUUAUUCACUGUCUUGAAGAAAAUGGGGGGUUGGGAGACUCGGAGCUGAUUUUUAAAUUUUGUAUUGUGGAUUUGCUGCUUCUCAUAUUUUAAAAAAAAUAAACAAGGAAAAAAAGCAAAUAUUGAAGGCCAA